This is a messenger RNA of Arabidopsis thaliana (thale cress), 2033 nucleotides long. RefSeq names its product NAD(P)-binding Rossmann-fold superfamily protein. Lineage: Eukaryota; Viridiplantae; Streptophyta; Magnoliopsida; Brassicales; Brassicaceae. The transcript has 7 exons. The record is from RefSeq and is marked reviewed. Bases 233 to 1063 code for a protein of 276 amino acids.
GCCAGGCGGCGUUGCCUACAAAAACCUGACAAUCGAAACACAGUUUUUCUGAUAAUAAUAUAGACAUUUACCAUUAUGCCCUUCUAACUGAAAACGGCAAUUACGUUCCUUGUUAUUUGUUUUCUUCCUUCUCCUUCUGUUUCUUUUUUGUGGCUUUAAUUUUUUUCAUAUUAAUUCGGAAAGAGAAAGACUCUUCACUCCCAUAACAGUCGCCGGUAACAGAAUCACUCCGAUGAUCGAGACUGGUAAAUACCUUCUCGGCGCCGCCGGUGCUAGCGGUUUCGGCUCUAAAUCCACCGCCGAGGAAGUUACCGAGAACUGCGACCUUCGUUCCAUCACAGCGGUUAUCACCGGUGCGACGUCGGGGAUCGGAGCGGAGACGGCGAGAGUUCUGGCGAAACGAGGAGCGAGGUUGAUUUUUCCGGCGAGGAAUGUGAAAGCAGCGGAGGAAGCAAAAGAGAGAAUCGUUUCUGAGUUUCCGGAGACAGAGAUCGUCGUUAUGAAGCUUGAUCUUAGUUCUAUCGCCUCCGUACGAAACUUCGUCGCCGAUUUCGAGUCUCUUGAUCUUCCUCUUAACCUUCUCAUAAACAACGCAGGCAAGUUAGCACAUGAACAUGCAAUAUCUGAAGACGGGAUCGAGAUGACAUUUGCUACUAAUUAUCUAGGCCAUUUUCUCUUGACCAAUCUUUUGCUAAACAAGAUGAUUCAAACGGCAGAGGAAACAGGAGUUCAAGGACGUAUCGUUAACGUUACGUCCGGUAUUCACGGAUGGUUCUCCGGCGACUUGAUCGAAUAUCUCCGACUCAUUUCACAACCCAAGUGUCAAUUCGAUGCGACACGUGCGUAUGCUCUCUCGAAGCUUGCCAACGUUUUGCAUACCAAGGAGCUCUCUUCUAGACUCCAGAAAAUUGGAGCGAAUGUUACGGUAAAUUGCGUACACCCAGGAGUUGUUAGAACCCGGUUAACAAGAGACCGAGAAGGUCUAUUGACAGAUCUCGUCUUCUUCCUGGCUUCCAAGCUCGUUAAGACCGUCCCUCAAGUAAAUAAUUGUUAUUUUCGUUAGUUAUAAAGUUUGUAACAUAAUCUGUGGUGGAUAAGUUAUUCUUUUUGUUUUUAAUCCUGUUUAAGAUUAUUGGAUUUAUGUGCUACUUUUUUUUUGUUUUGGCAUGGGAUUAGGCAGCAGCAACGACGUGUUACGUGGCAACAAAUCCAAGACUGGUGAACGUAUCGGGAAAGUAUUUUACGGAUUGUAAUGAAACGACACCGUCUGGACUCGGAACCAACUCCAGCGAAGCUACCAAAUUAUGGGCUGCUUCUGAGAUUCUGGUUACUCAACAUUCCAAGACCAGUUUCGACCCAUGUAGCUAAGAAGAAGAAAAAGUAAUUAUCUUAUCUUCAUAUACCCCCUUAGGAAAAAAGUUAUACUAGUAUAUCUUAGUAGAUGAGAGAAAAUAUCACAAAAGUUUAGUUGAUAUAUACAAAUAGUAUCCUGUUUCUAUAGUGCGAAUGCGAAGUUGAUGUAGUCUUUGUUUAUACUAACGUUAUAUUAAACAAUAUGAGAACAAUUAAUUAUAUAAGAUAUAUUUGCUGAAGAGUUCAACUUGGACUAAUAUACUAAAGUUUUAGAAUAAUAAAGUUAAGUAGGAAAUCAUAAUGUCAAUCAUUAGUUUCGAAGUGCUCGGAAGUUUGAUAAUUAUGUGAUUAAACUCAUUUGGACUGAUCUGUGAGAGAUCUCUCCCUCUCUCUUAUCGUUUUCAUUUUUUCUUUCUUUCCAAUAUAAUCGUUUAUGACAUUGAAUAUUCAUAUGUCCAUGUGAUACUAUUUGGAUGUUGAUUUUCCUUUAAUAAUGAGUUUGCACUUUGCAUUGAUUGGUUACCCUUUUGCUUUAAUAGCUAAAUCUAAGUCGUGAAGAAUAGAGGAAAAUCUGUAUGUUUUUAAAUGUUGUACUCGAACUAAUAUUCUGCCUCUAUACACAUUUUUCAUUUUGAAGUAAAUUACAGAAAUGGUAUAACGAAACUAUUAAAAUAUGGAUA